AUGACGACCACUACUGAACUGCAUCCACUCACCAGAACGCUCACGGACAUGCUUGACGAUGAACUGUUACACAUGUCGGCCAACAUGGGUCAGGACAACGCGAAUACCCCGAAAACUUGGAAAAACAGGUCUUUGGAAGACUUGCUGUCCGGAUCCGACCCCAUGAAUGCUUCCCUUUACGAUACAGAAGAGCGUAAGCAAUCGAUGUUCAACAAAUACGCGGAUCCUUCACUCACGACAAUGUCGUUCCAAAAACCGGCUUUCCAGAGUAGAACUUCGGCAGCUGGACCUCCAUCUUCAAUAAAUACUCCAGUCCAGGCUACCGUUUCGCUCAAUAAAGUGAUGAAUGUCAACCCGUUUGUUGCUCGUUUGCCCAGCACAGCAACACCGGAGGUUCGUAUAUCGUCGCCUGCCUUGUUCCAGGGCGAAGACGAAGACAUGAUGAUGACCGAUGGGCCCGAAAGUUUCCCACCGGACCUUUACGAUGAUUACAACGGACCGCAAAAGAUGUUUAGCUGGCCUCUGCAGGACUCUGCCACGCUAUCUCAAGAUGCAAUGUCUCUGUUUGAUCGCGAAUUUGGCAACGACUUCAGUGACGAAGAGGAAGAGGACGAUGAUGACGAGUGCGAUUAUAAUUGCAACGGACUAGACUGUGCACACGGCCAUCCCUACGCUUUACCUCUGCCAGACGACAAUUUAGACGCAUUCCCCCAAACUAUAAACCCUGAAGACGACUCACUCAUCUUUGAUAGAAGUAGGCCUGGUGCCAAGUUUGUCGACUAUCAACCCAACGACGAUGCUAUAAUAGAAGAUGGUGAAAGAGAGGACGACAACAUCGAGAAUCUUCCGGGUAGCGACAAAACAGAAACAAAAAUUACCGAUAGCCGCAUGGUUACUGACGAUUGCAUAGAAAGUGGCGAGGAAUGUCCCGACGAUCAGUUCCGGAGUGAAUCGUCUGGAACGCACAUCGCUCGUGAACCGUCUUUGCCGGCAGAUACAUCUCACCUCUCUAGCUCCUCUUUCAACAUACAAAGUCCGACGUCUUCACCUUCCGUACCAGCUGUCAGCAAAAUGAAGAAGUAUUCAGGAAGACGUAAGUCGUCCUCCACGUCCUCCUUGGCCCCAACCUUUAAGAAGAAGCCAUCGUCUUUAACAGCGCUCUCGAGCUUUUCUGUAAAUGGCGUACAAGAGGUUCAUACAUGCGAUGCUAUGAACCCGGUGACAAAUGAAAUAUGCGGCAAGAAGUUUUCCAGACCGUACGAUUUAAUUCGACAUCAAAAGACUAUUCACGCUAGCAAGAAGAAAGUUUUCCGCUGCGUCAUAUGCAUUCAACAGCAAGGCGCCGAAGGGUAUGAUAAAACUUUUUCUCGUGGCGACGCUUUGAGUCGACAUAUUAAGGUUAAACACGACUUAACAGGUCCCGAGGCCCAAAAGGCUCUGCAGUUCGCCAAGGAAAAUGUUGAAUACGCAGGUGCUUAG
Messenger RNA from Lachancea sp. 'fantastica', 1479 nucleotides. The record is from the annotation of a GenBank genome assembly. NCBI's taxonomy places the organism in Eukaryota, Fungi, Ascomycota, Saccharomycetes, Saccharomycetales, Saccharomycetaceae.